UCCCUUUUUAAAGAACCUGAGGUCACAGAAAGCGACGAGGAACGACAAAGCCGACGAGCUUUCGAGUCGACGCCUGUGAGAGGGAGAGAAGACGACGUCGAUCCGAGUACACCCUCCUCCUCCUCCUCAAAUCCUAUCCCCACACCCUGACUAUCCCCACCCCGAUUCCUUCCCCGAGGAGAGUAAUGGCGGUCGCUUGCCAGGACGCCAUCAAGCAGUUCUCCGCCCUCUUGGACAAAGUGGAUGAGCAGCUGAAGGCCACAUUUCAGAAUAUGCACCAGGGAUAUCCAACAGCAACCAUGAUGCGCUAUCUUAAAGCUAGAGACUGGUGUGUUCCCAAAGCAUACAAGAUGCUGGUGGAUUGCUUAAAUUGGAGGAUACAAAACCACAUUGAUGAUAUCUUGAAAAAACCAAUAAUUCCAGCAGAUUUAUAUAGAGCAGUCCGUGAUUCGCAACUUGUAGGAUUAUCAGGAUACUCUAAGGAGGGCCUUCCUGUUUUUGCAAUAGGUGUUGGACUCAGCACAUUAGACAAAGCAUCGGUGAAUCAAUAUGUGCAGUCACACAUUCAAAUUAAUGAGUAUCGAGAUCGUGUGAUAUUGCCUAAUGCAACAAAGAAGUACGGGCGGCAUAUUGGAAAAUGUGUGAAAGUCUUGGAUAUGACUGGUCUGAAGCUUUCAGCAUUGAGCCAUAUCAAGUUAAUGACCAUCAUAACAACUAUUGAUGACCUAAACUAUCCGGAGAAGACACAAACGUAUUAUGUAGUUAACGCUCCAUAUGUAUUCUCAGCAUGUUGGAAGGUUGUGAAGCCUCUUUUACAAGAAAGGACAAGAAGGAAAAUACAAAUACUGCAAGGUUGUGGCAGAGAUGAGUUGUUGAAGAUAAUGGAUUAUGAUUCUCUUCCCCACUUCUGCCGAAGAGAAAGGAAUGGGUCAUCUCGGAUUUCGUCUGCUGGAGCUGAUGACUGCUACUCCUUGGACCAUCCUUUCCACCAACAGCUCUACAACUACAUCAAGCAACAAGCAUUAAUCCAGGAAUAUGCCACACUCCGGAAGCAAGGACGCUUCAACAUAGAAGUGCCUAUAGCUGACACUGAGGGAACAAAAGUGGUCAAGAAAUUAGAAUCUGAACUCCAUAAGGUCAGGGAUCACAGUGGUCUCACUCACCCACUGAAUUGUCUUCAUAUCAGUGGUGCCUAAAGAUGCCACUGGUCUAGGCAACUACUUCAAGCUGCACUGCAGUUUUGUCCUGCUUUUGUAUUGCAGCAGGUCAUCCAAUGCAGCAAAUAUGUGGCUUCAACAAAAUGUGUUUUUUUUUUCCUUAAAAAGAGUAUUUAAGGUUACAGUAGCAAGUCCUUGCAAUUGUGGUGCAAGAUUUGAGGAAGUUGAAGCGGGCAAAAGCCUUCUCCUUUAAUCCAGUGGGAUAGGACGAAGGGUUGAACUCAUCUGAUUCUAUUCUCAUAAAGCAGCAUCAAGAUCUUUGAGUAUCAAAGGAUGAUACACUGUAUAUGUGGAAUCUAUUUGCAUUCCAAAUAAAGCAAAUUGUUCCAAUGAGAUGAAAAGUAGACAAUUAUCAUCUCAUGUGUCGCAUAUGUAUUUCUGAACAGAACUUUCACCUAUGUAUGAUUUAUUUCUCCCAGAUCUACCAAAUCCCUGGUGAUCCUGCUGCUUUCAGA
Molecule: messenger RNA, 1672 nt
Organism: Musa acuminata subsp. malaccensis (wild Malaysian banana)
Lineage: Eukaryota; Viridiplantae; Streptophyta; Magnoliopsida; Zingiberales; Musaceae
Product: phosphatidylinositol/phosphatidylcholine transfer protein SFH1
Source: RefSeq, a predicted model, not a curated record